Messenger RNA from Strongylus vulgaris, 336 nucleotides. NCBI's taxonomy places the organism in Eukaryota, Metazoa, Nematoda, Chromadorea, Rhabditida, Strongylidae. The record is from the annotation of a GenBank genome assembly.
GCACAAAACAGUCGUCCACCCUCUUCUGUAGCCAUUUCACCAGCAUCACGCUCUGAUACCCCGACAGCGAUUCGAGUUCGAACGAAGAUGGGCCAAGUGACGGCACCUGGUCCAUCACCGGCAUCAUACGACAGGGCACGUCAGUAUGUGCCUCGCCCACUACCGCCCGGCUACAGGCUCGGAGAUCCCCUACCCGAUCCUCGAGCUUUAUCACCAGCACCUGGCCAUACAAAACGGAUGAUACGUAGUGUGGUGGAAUCCACCCAUCGUCAUGAUCCCCAAAAUUUUCAAACGAUGCGAGAUCGUAGACUAAGCCCUAGCUCCCAAUAUCUAUAA